GUUAAGUUUUUGAAUAUAUUAUAACCACAGAAAUUUAACUCAUGUGUAAAAUUUAUGAUGUUGGAGUUUAGAAAAGUUGAAGAGAUUGUGUGAUUUUCAGAUUGUGAGGGUUUUUUUUAAUAGGUACAUCGAGUCAUACUAAGAUAAUGAUUAGCACCAAUAACCUCCAGGAUGAGGAAAUGGAUCCUUCUGUUUCCAUGUCUAAAGGCGUCUUUUUAUUCUCCAAUGGAUUCAAGAGGACACAUAAAUCCAAAAAGCAUAAAAAAAAAUCUGUUUUUGAUAUUUAUUUUGGAUCUGAGGAAUGGCUUAUAACAUUUAGACACAACUGGAACUUAUUUGAAGAACAGUUAAAGAAUUUACAUGAAAAGUCAUACAGUGUGCUGUUACAUGAUGUUGUAAAUUAUUUAAAAAUUUGUCAUAAUGACAGUGAAAUGAAUAGUAUUGAGGGUGUUAUACCGAGUGCAACAUUGUUAACAGGUGUCAAUCAACCAGACCAUGUGGAGCAGUUUAUGUCACUUAUAAAUUUAAUAAGGGAAGAAGUCACACCCCAUGUAGCUAUGAUCAACUCACAAGAUGGUUCAACAGUUAAACAUCUCGUUGAAAAUGCAGUGUGGCAACUUAUAAGAGGUGUAGAUUUAGUGGAAAGUGAUGAAGAUAUCUGUGAUGAUAUUGUUGAUACAUCAAGAAAGUUAAAGAAAAGCACAUGCACAAUGAAAACGUUACGUAACUGGUAUAGAAGUAGAUAUAGCAAUGAAUCUCCAAGGAAAAUGAGACAACGGCAGUCUUUAAUUGUAAUAAUACCAGAUUUUGAGAGUUUUAACUGCAACACAUUACAAGAUUUUGUAAUGAUUAUAAGUUCCUACGUAUCAACGUUGCCUAUAGUAUUAGUGUUUGGAGUAGCUACCUCAGUUUCUGCAUUACAUAAAUCAUUUCCAUACCAAGUAUCUUCAAAGCUUCUUAUAAAAGUAUUUCACUCCCAUCCAUCACAUGUUUAUAUGAAUCAAGUACUAGAAAAUAUAUUUCUCACACACACAAGCCCGUUCCAUCUGUCCGGAAAAGCGUUUGAGCUGCUAACAGAUGUGUUUUUGUUUUACGAUUUCUCCGUUACUGGGUUCGUCCAAAGUAUAAAAUACUGCAUGAUGGAACACUACUAUGGAGAUAACAUAAAAUCACUGUGCUGUGAUCGAAAUAAACUGGAUAAUGCAGUGAUGAAGUUGUCUGCAGACGACCUAGAAAGCAUCAGGCAGCUGACGUCAUUCAAACCAUUCUUGGAAGUACAAGACUGUUUGACGACUAUUGCGUUGUUCAAAGAUAAUGAUUUUUUUAAAGAAGUAUUGAUAAAAGAACUGCAUAAACUCCAUGACUAUAUUUAUAGUUUCUAUGUGUGUGUGAGGCUUUUGUCAGUAUUUCUUAAAGAACUGCCAAAGAAUAUUUUAGGAAAAACAGUGCGCGAAGUUUAUGCCAAAUGUGCAACAGAACACAUCACAUCUACGGAAGGUUUCAAAGAAUGCAUGCAACUACUAAAGUUCCAAUCGCAAGCAAAAUUAGUAGACACUAUCAAAAAUGCCCACAAAGUGGUCAGCUCAGCUCUACAGAUGUCUUCGCCUGUCAAACCGUUGCGCCUGACCCCUAUGAAAAAUAAUUUAAACAAUUCUAGUCUGAAUAAUGAACUGGGAGAGGCAUUUAUCAAGAACAUUCGACUGUAUUUGAUGAUGUUUCUAAGACAGAUUGAGGACGCGAGCAAUGAAGAUACCACUGAGACUAUGAAUUGUGAGUCAGAUGAGGCUUAUGAUAAUGUCCAUGGGAAUAGAUACAAAUUGAAGGAGAAACUCCUCAAAGCUACGAGAGCUGAGAAAUUAGAAUCAAAAUUCGAGAUGAUACGAUCGAGGUUCGUGAGCAGUAUGGAAGAGAUAUUCAGCAAGGGUUUGCAACCGCCGCAUACGCAAACGUUCCACGAAAUACUUUUCUUUACGGAGGUAGCCAAUGUCAAGAAGCAGAUUAUUGGUUCGCCGCGUGGUGCGUUGCAUAUGGCUCUGAACAAUCCUGUUCAUUACUUGAAGUGCUGCUGUUGCAACUUGUCCUCGCCGGACAGCUUGUCGGAUAAACUGCCGGACGUAAGUCUAGCGUACAAGCUGCAUCGGGAGUGCGGGAAGCAUAUCAACUUGUACGACUGGUUGCAAGCCUUCGCUUCGGUAUUGAACCCUGACUGCGACGAGGAGAACAGGAGCCAUGAUGUCAAUAUACAAGUAAGAUUCACACGAGCUGUUGCAGAAUUGCAGUUUCUUGGCUUCAUUAAAACAUCAAAACGAAAGACUGAUCAUGUAAUGCGCCUCACUUGGUGACGAACAAAUUUUAAAUUAACUUAUUUUUUGAAUAAAGGAUGUGUUUUA
Molecule: messenger RNA, 2390 nt
Organism: Leptidea sinapis
Lineage: Eukaryota; Metazoa; Arthropoda; Insecta; Lepidoptera; Pieridae
Gene: Orc3
Product: origin recognition complex subunit 3
Exons: 12
Coding region: 147-2342 (731 amino acids)
Biological process (GO): DNA replication initiation; DNA replication
Cellular component (GO): nuclear pre-replicative complex; nuclear origin of replication recognition complex; DNA replication preinitiation complex
Molecular function (GO): DNA replication origin binding
Source: RefSeq, a predicted model, not a curated record